AUGCAGCUGUCCCAGGCUGACGCGCUGGAGCUCUUAGUGCUACUAGCCGCUCUGAACGAGGCAGAGAGCUGGCUACGUCCCUUAAUACCAGACGUGCGGCUGGACCUGGGCGCCUAUGGCUACGCGAAUGCAGUGAAGGAUUUUCGGUUCGAUGUCCACGGCAUCCGGCUACUCGUCCGUCUCUGUGCCAUGCCCGACACGGUGUUCACUGAGGCAGGCGACCGCUGCGUUGCCGAGGAAGCGCGCGCUGUCAUGUUGUAUCGGCUAUCCUACCCAAGGCGGCUCCACGAUAUGAGGGACAAGUUCGGGCGCUCAACGCCAGCGCUCAGUAGGAUCUUCCUGUGGACAGUUGAAUACGUAGAUAAUCGCUACAGUGAGCUUAUGUACUUCAACCUAAAGCUGGUGACAGCUAAAAUGAAUGACUACUGUGCGGCUAUUCAGCGCCGAAGUCCCGCCCAAGGCAUUUUUGCAUUUCCCGACGGCACAAAGGUCCCAAUUUGCCGCCCAUCACCUCGCCAAAGGCGCAAAUCGGAAACCUACAACACCAAGGUUGACAGCGGCCGACGGUCUAUGUAUACAUUUUUUGGGCCGUAUGAAGGCCGACGCCUCGAUACCACGGUAUUUGCAGCAAGUGCCCUGCUCAACUUCUUCGGCCGGCACUCUGUAUUCGAAUGCAAAGCCAUUUUCGGCGAUCCGGCCUAUUCUAUCAGCAAGUACGCAGUGACGCGCUUCAAAAGCGUCGUCCAAACGACACAUGAGCGCAUCUUCAACAAAGAGAUGAGCUCAGUUCGCGCGGCGCUUCGCUUAAGCCCCAUAGGUAAGUUUGUUCGUGUAGCUAUGCUGAUGACGAAUUGUCUUUGCUGCUACCAGGGUGGCAACCAGAUUAGUAGCUACUUUGAGCUGCAACAACUACAAGAAUACUUGCAAUAA
Molecule: messenger RNA, 930 nt
Organism: Phytophthora sojae
Lineage: Eukaryota; Oomycota; Peronosporomycetes; Peronosporales; Peronosporaceae
Exons: 5
Coding region: 1-930 (309 amino acids)
Source: RefSeq, a predicted model, not a curated record